AUGGCAGAAGGGCAUAAAAACCCACCACCACCAUCGCCAGGAGCAGCAGAAGUAGAAGAAGGUGGUUGCAACCCCAUAGACUUCAACCACGAGCCCGCUAAAUGCCAACACCGCGGGUCACUGAGAAUGGCUAAUGAGAAGCAAUUUGGCAGAGCUUACGAGCCCUCGAACACCCGCCGCGCUAUCUGUACGGCCAUAUUCGUCUUCCUCCUCUUGGCUGGAGUCACUGCCCUGAUCGUCUACUUGGUCUACCGCCCGGAGAAGCCACGGUUCUCGGUGGUCGGUGCAGCCAUCUACAACCUCAACACCAGCACCCCUCCGCUCAUCUCCUCCACCAUGCAGUUCACGAUCAUGACUCGGAACCCAAACCGCAGGGUCUCCAUAUACUAUGACCACCUGACUGCAUACGUCUCGUACCGGAACCAGGCCAUCUCGCCACUGUUGGCCCUGCCACCGCUCUACCACGAGAGGCGGAAAACUGUGGCUCUGUCCCCAGUGCUUGGAGGGACGGCGGUGCCAUUGCAGGUGGAGGUGGCAAACGCUCUGGCGGUGGACGAGGCAUACGGGGUGGUGGCGCUGAGGGUGGUGGUGAUGGGGAGGCUAAGGUAUAAGGCCGGGGUGAUCAGGACGGGGCACUACGGCAUGUUAGUGAGGUGCGACGUGUUGGUGGGGCUGAGGCGGGGCUCAGUGGACCAGCUUCCCUUGAUUGAUUCCCGCGGCUGCAAAGUAGACAUAUGA
Molecule: messenger RNA, 738 nt
Organism: Punica granatum (pomegranate)
Lineage: Eukaryota; Viridiplantae; Streptophyta; Magnoliopsida; Myrtales; Lythraceae
Source: RefSeq, a predicted model, not a curated record